Messenger RNA from Cladocopium goreaui, 2193 nucleotides. The record is from the annotation of a GenBank genome assembly. NCBI's taxonomy places the organism in Eukaryota, Dinophyceae, Suessiales, Symbiodiniaceae.
AUGCUGUGGUCUGAAGUGGUGUCCAGACUGGUGCAAUGUCAAAAGGAGACUCGUCUCUGCAUUGUGCAAGAGGAGCUUACCGCAUUGGAAAUCACCAAUAUCAUCAUGCGACAGGACAACUUUAUCAUUGGGCUUACGGACCAUGAUGCAUUCACGAAGAAUUUGCCCAGUUGGAUUCCCCGUCGGCUUGUGUACACCAAGGCACCUCUCUGGAACAUUUUGCUGGCGAUCUUCCCACCUGUUGGAGCAGAAGCCUUGGAUCAUCGUGGCAGACUGCGGCAAGAAUUCCUCGACAGACCCGAGGUGCUUGCACGCAAGUUUAGAUUUCUUGCGCUGAUCAAUUUAGUCCUGCUGCUUCCCGUCUCAAUGUUUGUUGGAGUCUACUUCUUCAUGCGUCAUGCCCAAGAGUUUCGUUCACAGCGGACAUCGCCAUUCAGGAAGCAGUGGUCCGACUAUGCCUACUGGACAUUUCGAGAAUACAACGAGUUGCCCCACCAGGUUGAUGCCAGAAUGUGUACAGCUCAGGGAGCUGCAGAGGCGUACAUCCAUGCCACAAAACCCACUUCGCCUGUGCUCAAGUCUUUGCUUCGGUGUGCCAAGUUCAUCUCAGGAUCCAUCCUGGCGGCACUGCUUCUCGUGGCCUUAUGGGAUGAUACUCCACUUCUCUUCGUCAAAGUUCAGGAGAAAAACCUGCUGUGGUACCUUGCUUUUUUUGGUUUCGUAUUUGCAGUUGUGGACAGUGCCGGCGAGGAAGAUUCAGGAGUUGUGGAUGGCAAAGGAUCUGGCUCUGAAGCUUGUUUGCAUGCACUUAGCACUCCGCUCCGGAUGUAUGUUGCGUUGAUGAAAAUGGUGUCCUGCACGCAUUAUUUGCCUGGAAGCUGGCGCUCUCCAGCAAAGAUCACAUCUUUAGCAGGAGCAUGCAGUGGUCUUCGGCGUGCCACUCUUUGCAAGCACUUUCGCCGUGUACGCCAGGAGCUACUCUGCGACUUCUUGUUGCAUCGCAUUCAAGCUCUUGCAGAAGAACUGCUGGGUGUUUUGGCCAAUCCUUUGCUACUUUGGUGUCUGUCGGAUGCUGCAGCUGAAAUUGCCAGAACAAUGCGAUUGCUGCAGCAUUCAACUCCGGCUCUGGGAGACUGGUGUGUAUAUGGCUGCUUGGAUCCAACACUCUGCGGGGAUUCUUUGAUUUCACUUGAUGGAAGGCAGGCAUAUCCCGGUUUCCGUUCUGCGGACAACCAGACCUUUAAUGAGAAGCUGGAUAAAUCGGUGCUGUCUUUCCUGCUGAAUCACCAACUGCUCUGGUUUCCAGAUGAUGGGGGUCCUGAUGAUUGCCGGCCUGCCGAUUAUUUUCACGAUUUUUAUUCUCCUCCUAUUUGCAGUACGCGAGCCAGUCGUUCUUCUUCUCCACGAAGCAUACCCUCACAUCCAUCCCAUGGAAUUCCACUUCAAGACUUCGCGAGCGACCCAAGAUGCAAUGGAAAGAGCACAGGGUCACAUGCAGCAAACGCAGUGUCAAACGCAGCGUCAAACGCAGUGUCAUUGGAAAUGACAGAGACUUUGGAGUGGCACGCAGAUGGCCCUCCGGGGGAAGCGUCCUCGAUGCCAAGCGACGACAUGAAUGGUGGAAUUGAAGGUGCGUUGGAGGAGAGAUUACCCAUCUCCUGGCACGCAGAGGGCGCGAAUGCUGAAACAAAGAAAGAGCCGAACGAUUGGGUGUUGACUCACAUUCUUGGAGCACCACCGACUGCUACCAAGCUGCUUAAGGAGGUGCAAGAGUUUGAAGAAAGUGAGAUGAGGGACAAUGGCAGCGGCGAAAACUAUUCGAUGCUACCAGAUGAAUUGGUGCGCCUGCCACCUAUCACUCCUGGAGCACCGGCUCAUAUUGCAAUUGAGAAUGCUGCCAAGUUGGCGGUUGAUGAACAGAGACAGGAUGGCUUGGACAUGUUUGGUGCGCUCUUCUUUUGGCUUGAGGAGGAGUCUUUUGCCGGCAGCACUACUCUCAGUCCACGGAAGACGGUGGGUGGUCGCAGCAUUUCGAAGGGAGCCACGUGGUACAAUGGGCAGUGCCAAGGCCACCCAGAUUUCUUGGAGGAGAUUUCACCUGAGGAUGUGUCUGAAAAGUGGGCACUUGCAUUGAAUUUGAGCUCUUCCGCAGUCUGCGUCAUGACCAGAUGCAGCAUGUACAUGAUUUAUUGA